CUCUAAAUUUCCAACCCCCCUUCUUUUUUUAUUUUUUAUUUUUUACUUUAUGCAACAUCUAGAACUUGUGCCAGAAACUGUAACAAGUGUGCGUGUUCAACUGUGUGCGUGAAGAGGUCCACAAAAACUGCUAGUUCAUCAAAAUCCUGAGAGAUACAAGACACAAGGCGACCAAUAAAGACAUCCAGCGGUGUAUCAUUGGGUGGUUGAUUAAGAAUAGUAUUUAACACUCAAGCAAAAAAAUCCAACAAAAAACAAAAACCUAUAUCAAAGUUCAGCAAGUGCUCAAGCAAGUUUUGUUCAAGUUUAUGGGAAAAUAUGGGCAGCCCCUGGAAAGGCUUUGUUGAGUUUACCUUGCCUGCGUCGCCACCCACCGCGUUUGUUAGCGCUGACCUGAGCAGCACCUCCCCUGUCGGACUCAGCCUGUCGCCAUAUGGCCGAUCCAUGAGUUUUGACCCAGGCAUGCUCCACAACAAUGGGCACACCGCAUAUGCCAAUGGCUCAGGGCCUGGCAUUAGAGAGACUGGUGUGGUGGAGAAGCUCUUGACGUCCUAUGGGUUUAUCCAGUGCUCUGAACGUCAGGCUCGUCUCUUCUUCCACUGCUCCCAGUACAAUGGCAACCUGCAGGAGCUUAAAAUAGGAGAUGAUGUAGAGUUUGAAGUUUCCUCUGACAGGCGCACUGGCAAGCCCAUAGCAGUGAAGCUGCUUAAGAUAAAGCCAGAAGUGCUGCCAGAGGAGCGCAUUUCGGGCCAGGUGGGGCCAGACCUGCACGCCUAUCCCUUUACUGUGCUGCAUGGUUAUAUUCAUCCAGUUGUGUCAUCAAUCCCGUUGCAUUUGGAUGGAAAGUCUGCUCCUGGACAGGUGCCCACUGGCAGUGUCUGCUAUGAAAGAAAUGGGGAAGUAUUUUACCUUACAUAUACUCCUGAUGACGUGGAGGGAAAUAUCCAUUUGGACACGGGGGACAAAGUCAGCUUCUAUAUGGAGACCAAUAAGCAUACUGGUGCAGUCAGCGCUCGUAAUAUUCAGCUUGUGAAGAAAAAACAGAUGAGGUGCCAGGGUGUAGUGUGCGCUACAAAGGAGGCCUUUGGAUUCAUUGAAAGAGCAGAUGUGGUGAAGGAAAUCUUCUUUCACUACAGCGAAUUCAAAGGUGAUCUAGAGGCUCUUCAGGCUGGAGAUGAUGUGGAGUUUACCAUCAAAGAUAGAAAUGGUAAAGAAGUAGCAACAGAUGUGAGGCUCCUCCCUCAAGGAACCGUCAUCUUUGAGGAUAUCAGCAUUGAGCAGUUUGAAGGCACCGUUGUAAAGGUCAUUCCCAAAGUCCCCACCAAGAACCAGAAUGACCCUCUGCCCGGUCGUGUCAGUGUAAGGAUGGGUUUCAAUGACAAGGAACUGCCGUUUGGCGAGAAGGACACAAAGACCAAGGUGACUCUUUUGGAAGGAGACCACAUACAAUUCAACAUCUCUACUGAUCGCCGAGACAAGCUUGAGCGGGCUACCAACAUCGAAAUCUUGCCAGACACUUUCAAGUUCACCAAGGAGAAUCGUGAAAUGGGGGUUAUUGCAGCUAUACGCGAUGGCUUUGGAUUCAUUAAGUGUGUGGAUCGGGAUGCCAGGAUGUUCUUUCACUUCAGUGAAGUCCUAGAGGAGGGCCAGCUUCAUAUCUCAGAUGAAGUGGAGUUCACUGUUGUGCCUGUAGGUCCUGUUUAUAAGCUUUUCAAAAAAGAUAUGCUGUCAGCUCAGAGAAACCAUGCAGUGCGCAUUAAGAAGCUUCCAAAAGGCACAGUGUCUUUCCAUAUCCAGUCUGAGCAACGUUUUGUGGGUGUAGUGGAAAAGGAAGUCGUUGGAAACACCGCCAAGAACAUCAGUCCCACCAAGGGCAAGGAGAAGAAAAAAGAUAAGGGUAAAGUUGUAGAAAAGGAGUCUGAGGAGGGAGUGAUUGCAUAUGAAGACUGUGGAGUGAAGCUCACUGUGCCAUACCAUGCCAAGGACCUAGAGGGAGGAAGUCACCCACAGGUUGGGGACAAGGUGGAGUUCUCAAUCAAUGAAGUGAAGCGAACUGGCCAACAGAGUGCCGUCUCCAUCCGGGUCCUCAACCGUAAUGCCUCUGGUGCCAAGAGACUGCAUGGAUUUGUUGCUGCACUGAAAGAUAACUUUGGUUUCAUUGAGACAGCAAAUCAUGACCAGGAAGUGUUCUUUCACUACAGUGAAAUGUGCGGAGACUUGGAUAACUUGGAUCUGGGAGACACAGUGGAAUACAAUCUCUCAAAGGGAAAAGGAAACAAAGUCAGUGCUGAAAAGGUCACCAAGGUUGCUGCAGUGAAUGGAAUUGGUGAAGAUGUUGGUGGGACAGUGAUGACAGGGAAAGUUAUCCGUCCUAUACGCAGUGUUGACCCCUCCCAGACUGAAUACCAAGGACUUGUUGAGUUCUCAGAGGAAGGCGGAUCAAAAGUGCAGAAUUAUCCAUUUGGAAUCAUGAGUAUGGCAAACAAGUCUGAUUGUUUGCAAAAAGGAGAACAGGUGAAGUUCCAGGUUUGCACAAUAACCCAGACUGGCCAGAAGAUGGCCUGUAAUGUGGUUCCACAGCGUAGAGCCAUGGUGGAGUGUGUUAAAGACCAGUUUGGCUUUAUCACAUACGAAGUUGGUGAUAGCAAGAAGUUAUUCUUCCAUGUAAAAGAAGUGCAAGAUGGUCUGGAGCUUCAGACUGGGGAUGAAGUGGAGUUCUCAGUUGUCCUCAAUCAACGCACAGGAAAAUGUAGUGCCUGCAAUGUACGCAGAGUCAGUGAGGGGCCUAAACCAGUGGCAACUCCACGUCCUGACCGCCUGGUGAACAGACUGAAGAGUAUCACGCUUGAUGAUGCCAGUGCUCCUCGCCUGGUCAUUGUAAGGCAGCCUCGUGGUCCUGACAAUUCAAAGGGCUUCAAUGUGGAGCGGAAGACUCGCCAGCCUGGUGUCAUUGACUGAGCAAUACAGGGCCUACCCCCAUUUGGUGUUGGAGGGACGCUGUCGCCGAGAGCAGCAGCAGGGGAUAAGGGAAUUUAAUUUGACACAUGCUUGUACACAAACUCAUCCGCAAAACAUACGCACACAUACAGUAAUUGGCAUGUGUAAUCUUUGUCCCCAGUCUGCAGUGGAACUUUUCUUAUUCCACAGUUCCCUGCCUCCCAUGUAUGAUGUACUUGAUACAGAGUUCCACGCUGCAGUGUACAUGGGGACCUCUGAGUGUGUGCGUAUGAUGUAUCCUAGAAUUGAUUAGUGUGUAAUGGAGGUAUUUGUUUCUAAGGGGCUUGUUCCCUCCAAGUCAGAGUGGUGACUGUGUGGCUGUCUACGUCCUGAUUUUGUUCUUUGUCUGGAAUUCUGCACCUGUAAUCUGUCCGCUAGUUUGACUGGGCGAGUGACUGUUAGCAUGUGUUUGAACCUCAGCUCCAUAUUCGUUCUUACUUUUUGCUCCCUUACCGACGGAAACGUAAUAACUUCGCUAUCAGGUUUCCACUCCUGUAUGCUUUCCUACAAAACGCAUAAAGCAAAGCUCCCUCCAUAAGGAGGAUCAUAUUUCUCAUAUGUGCAAGCUUAAACCGAGGAUUCUUCUCUGCUCGUUUUUUUUGAGCAGUUUUUAAUGCUUUAUUGAAGUGGAAGCAUGGCGCGUGUGUGAUAUAUGUGAAUGUCAAAGUAGUUAAUCUAAUGGGAUUUAAUUCCACCAGUCUGGAGUUUUGAUGCCUUUUUGGUAUUCACAUGCUCCACUUCAGCAUUCUUUUUCUUCCUCUUCUCCCUCUCCCCUCCCAGGUGCAGAAUUCCUUGUGGCAUCUUAUAUCUGCAGUUCUUUUAUACUUUUUUU
Molecule: messenger RNA, 3829 nt
Organism: Pundamilia nyererei
Lineage: Eukaryota; Metazoa; Chordata; Actinopteri; Cichliformes; Cichlidae
Gene: csde1
Product: cold shock domain containing E1, RNA-binding
Exons: 22
Coding region: 319-2958 (879 amino acids)
Molecular function (GO): nucleic acid binding
Source: RefSeq, a predicted model, not a curated record